AUGUCUGACGAAAAGGGUUUCUACACCCCUAUAGAGGUGGCUCCUUCGAGGAAGCAAUCGUGGCUCAAGAGGUUCGCAGCUGGAGCCAUUGGAGCCGCUGCAUCUCUCUAUCUUCUUAGUUCUGCUGCUCUGUACUUGAGUACUGAAAUCUCAGAGACCGAGGCUAAGAAGAUCAUUUUGGAUGCGCUUGAAACAAACUUGGCCGGAAACUGGUCCAAAAUAUAUACUGCUGAGCCUCAUUUGGCAGGAACCAACUUUGGCUUGGUGCAAUUCACCAGAGAUAAAUUUGAAGAGUACGGUUUGGAUGCUUCUAUCGAUACUUACGAGAUUUAUGUCAGUUACCCUAACGACCAUGACUUGAACUUAUUGGAUGCGAAAACUGAGGAAAUCUUGUACAAGGCUCCAUUAAAGGAAGACGUACUUAAAGAAGAUGAGACCACCCACGGAAAUGAUACUGUUCCUACCUUUUUGGCUUAUGCUGCUAAUGGUAAUGUUACUGGUCAAUAUGUCUACGCAAACUACGGUACCAAGAAGGACUUUGAACAGUUACAAGAAUGGGGCGUAGAUGUAAAGGGCAAGAUUGUCAUUGUCAGAUACGGUGCUAUUUUCCGUGGUUUGAAGGUGAAGUUUGCCCAAGAGAAUGGUGCCAUUGGUGUAUUGAUCUACUCUGAUCCUGGCGAUGACCAUGGAAUUACAGAGAAAAACGGCUACAAGCAGUAUCCCCACGGUCCUGCUAGACAAGAAAGCUCAGUACAAAGAGGUAGUGUACAAUUCUUAGGAGGAGUAGGUGCUACUCCUGGAGAUCCUACUACUCCUGGUUAUGCUUCUAAGCCUGGUGUAGAACGUAAAGACCCACACGCUAGUAUUGGUAAGAUUCCAGCCUUGCCAAUCUCAUACCGUGAAGUAAAGCCAAUCUUGGAAAAGUUGAACGGUGAAGGUCACCAUGCUAAGGAAGAUUCUUGGAUUGGUGAAUUAGAAGGCUUCAAGUACUAUACUGGCCCAAGCAAGAAUUAUACAUUGAACUUGUACAACGAUCAGAUCUACAACAUCUCCACUUUGUACAACGUCUAUGGUGAAAUUCCUGGCGAAAAGAGGGAUGAAGUUAUCAUAAUUGGUAACCACAGAGAUGCUUGGAUCAAGGGUGGUGCUGGAGACCCCAACUCCGGUUCUGCUACCAUCGUUGAAGUGGCUAGAGCUUUGGGUGAGUUGAAAAAAGCCGGUUACAAGUUCAAGAGAACUAUAGUCUUCCAAAGUUACGACGGUGAAGAAUACGGUCUUUUAGGCUCUACUGAGCAAGGUGAAUACUUUGCAGACAAGUACAAGCGUACUGUAGUUGCUUACUUGAACUUGGAUGCAUCCACUACAGGCAGUCACUUGAAGUUGGGUGCUUCUCCAUUGUUGAACAACAUCCUCAGAGAAGCUGCUAAGGAAUUGGAAUAUCCAGCCAAAGGUGUUGGCUCCUUGUACGAUCACUUUGUUCAGGAAACAGGUGACAACAUCAAGAACCUUGGAUCUGGUUCGGACUACACUGUCUUCUUGGAACAUUUAGGUAUCCCUUCUGUUGAUUUGGGUUUUGGCCAAGGAAAGGGUGACCCUAUCUACCAUUACCAUUCUAACUACGAUUCCUUCUACUGGAUUUCCGAGUUUGCCGACAAAGGUUUUGUCUACCAUAACUUGGCUGCUAAGUACUUGUCUCUCAUUGUUUUCGGCUUGGGUGAACGUGAAUUAAUCAACUUCAAGUUGACUGAUUACUCUAAGGACCUCAUCAAAUACUACAAUGAGACUAUUAAGGCAGUUCCAAAGAAGUGGUUCCACCAAGAAAUCUCGCAAGAGACCUGGGAUAAAUACUUGAACCAUGAUAUUGCUGAUAUCGAGUUUAUUUCUAAGGCUACUUCAAGAACUUACCUUCCAAGAAGAUGGUUCCCUUUCCCAGAGUUGUUGAACGUGAGAGACUGUAAAAUGAAGGGUCACUUGAUGUACGACUCCAAGCACCACAAGAAUGCUACUUUGGAGGACCUCCUUUUGAAGACUCUUGAAGAUAUUAACACUUUACAAAACAGUACUGUCUCAUUCGAUUUGAAGACCUUUGAUCUUCAAUCGCAACAUGAAAACAAAGAUGACUUGAACUUCUGGCAGAGAUUUAAAUUACAUUUCCAGAUCAAGGGCCACAAUAAGUUACUUCAAUAUUUCGAAAGAAACUUCUUAUACCACAAGGGCUUGUACGAGAGACCAUGGUUCAAACACAUUGUGUUUGCCAGUGGUAGAUUUACAGGUUACGAAGGCCAAACUUUCCCAGGGUUGAAGGAAGCUCUUGAAGAUGGCGAUUUUGAGAGAUUUGUUGAUUGGCUCGGUAUUGUGUCCAAGGCUAUCAGAAGAAUUAAUGCCGAGAUUGCAGUUAAAUGA
Messenger RNA from Scheffersomyces stipitis CBS 6054, 2403 nucleotides. RefSeq names its product putative zinc metalloprotease (gene VPS70). The record is from RefSeq and is a predicted model, not a curated record. NCBI's taxonomy places the organism in Eukaryota, Fungi, Ascomycota, Pichiomycetes, Serinales, Debaryomycetaceae. Gene Ontology annotation, molecular function: carboxypeptidase activity. The transcript has a single exon. Bases 1 to 2403 code for a protein of 800 amino acids.